Molecule: messenger RNA, 1365 nt
Organism: Somion occarium
Lineage: Eukaryota; Fungi; Basidiomycota; Agaricomycetes; Polyporales; Cerrenaceae
Source: the annotation of a GenBank genome assembly
GUCCGUAAUAAUAUGGACAGUACGAUGACAUACAGGUGCGAAAGAUCAGUAAAAUGGACUUCGGUUGUCAGAAAUGGUACUUCGAACCUUCACCUCGAUCGCCCAUGCCCACCGAAAGCGAUAGUCGAUUGCGUGUUUUACUCACUAAUGACGAUGGGCCUCCGGGCAAACAUUCUCCGUACAUCUAUGGUCUGUUUCGUCACUUGACUGUGGAACUAGGAUGGGACGUGAAAGUAGUGAUUCCGAGCUCGCAGAAGUCUUGGAUAGGAGUUGACUGUACAGGAAACGCAUAUCAGAUCACGGGAACGGUCUGUGGUCGGUACUAUUAUCCACGUGAACCUGAUGGUCUAGGGGUGAUAUCUGAAAGGUCUAGAUCAUUGGAGAAAGGCGAGACGGCAGAGUGGGUACUCUUAGAUAGCACACCUGCGACUUGUGCCAACAUUGCGUUGCACAAUCUCUAUCCUGGCCAGAUCGAUCUUCUGAUUUCAGGACCGAACCUCGGAUGCAAUGAUUCGGCUGCUUUUGCAUUGUCAUCGGGAACGAUCGGUGCUGCUCUUUCCUCCAGCCUUUCCAAAGUGCGAUCGAUAGCACUUUCUUAUGGCGCGGAACAACAGUCAAUCCCUGAAGAGUUAUACAAGCCAGCUCACGUAUUGAGUUCUCGCGUCAUCCGACAUAUUUGGGAGCAUUGGGCCCAAGAUAAAGAUGGUCUUCGCGAUGGCGAGGUUGAUUUGUACAGCAUCAAUAUACCCAUGGUUCGAGGACUUCUCAGCGAAGAGGGAUUGAAGAUAUGCUGGACAAACAUGUGGCGUAAUUCAUAUGGCCAUUUAUUCAAGGCUCACGCUAAUUCGGAGCCCAUUCCAUCUCCCGCCGGCCCGGAUUUAUCCAGCUCUGAAGCUGCUGGUCGCAGUCAGAGGGCGGUUCUCACUUCGGGUCGUAGCUUGACAUUCGAGUUCGCGCAUGUUGAGACGGAGCUUAAUCCGGCCGAUGUGCCAGUAGGGACUGACAGUUGGGCCCUCAUUCAUGGAAAUGUCAGUGUCACGCCAUUACGAGCCAGUCUUGCAGAGCCUAGCAUACAGAGCGAGGCGGGGCAGGGAGGCAAUGACUUUGAAGACGGUGAUCUGUGGAUGCAGAAGUUAUGACUGGUGUGUGGUUCGGUGAGGAUGCGUUCAGGUGAAUCAGCCUCUGACUCGGUAUUGAAGUGCUUAAGUACAUUGAUGUAUUUCAGAGACACUUUUGUCACGCAGUACUCCAUAAUGCCCUUAUGCGAAGGCUGUUCCCGACACUCAGAAGCAUACUCGACGGUAUUCGUUAACAGGUUUGGAGCCCUCCAUUAGACUCUAUGACACUAGAUGUGAGUCAAGCCAU